Anopheles merus is the source of this 1596-nucleotide messenger RNA. Its product is annotated as cysteine dioxygenase type 1-like. Gene Ontology annotation, biological process: L-cysteine catabolic process. Lineage: Eukaryota; Metazoa; Arthropoda; Insecta; Diptera; Culicidae. Gene Ontology annotation, molecular function: cysteine dioxygenase activity; ferrous iron binding. The record is from RefSeq and is a predicted model, not a curated record.
AACGGGUACGGUAUGUGCGGUACACGGCCGAUCGGCGGUGGCUGACUAGCGAGAGCUGGCGAUGGUGAUGAUGCAGCGCGCAAACGAGAUGGCGCGAUGCGGUGGCAGGAGGACACCGGAGCGAUAAUUCGGAUCGUGCAAAAACGAGGGAAAAAAUGUUAAAUUAACUCGCCGUGCGGGCAUGUGCUGGCAGUCGCUGUGCAAGUGUCGUGAAGCAACAUCCUCCCUCAUCCUCCAGCAGCUGCUUCGAACUGCUUUCAAACAAAACGGAGUUCCGCAUCUCUCUCUCUCUCUCUCUGUGUUUGUGUGUACGUAUGUUUUGCGUGCUGUGUGCUUAUUCAAAGAUCUUGUCCAGCACUUGAGAAGACGGACAAAUAUUUGCUCAUUGCUUCUGCUCCACUACCGAAGGGAUUUUACCGCUAAUUAAGCGCCUCGGCUACGCCAAACACGAUCCUUCUGCGCAUAGCCCGGAUCAAGUGUGUCGGUGUGUGAGUGUGUGCGUGUGUACGUGUGUGUGUUACCCAGAAGAGGGCUGGUGGUUCAAGUGUUCAAGUGUUAUUUUCCCUUAACGAGUGCCGCACCAUUCAAGCAGCCCAACACCAAGCCCAAUCGGAAGAGGGUUUCUAGAAAACUCGGACGGACGGACAACAGGUCGCUGGGCAGAAGGCAGCACACCACAGCACAAUUUGCGCGCCCAGAUCUAUUGACCAGUGUCGUACGGCCAGCGUAGUGUAGUGCGUUAUCAGCCGAGUGGGAAACAUAAAAAUCAUAAUGACGUCGCUGGCGGUAAUGGAACUAAACAACAACUGUGGCGGCGAUGAGAACCGGAACGAAGAUUGCGAAAAGUAUCUACGCGAGCUGACGAAAACCUUCACCGGCAUCGACAAACCGCUCAAGAACGCAAGGAAGUGCGAAACGUUGACCGAUUUGAUCGGCGAGCUACGCAAAACGUUCGACUCGGACCACGUCAACAUCGAGUACGUGAACCAUCUGAUGCUGAGCUACCAGUCGAACCCGGCCGAGUGGCGCAAGUUUGCCAAAUUCGACCGAUACCGCUACACCCGAAAUCUGGUAGAUGCCGGUAAUGGCAAGUACAACCUGAUGAUUCUCUGCUGGAACGAAGGGCACGCAUCGGCCAUCCACGAUCAUGCUGAUUCGCAUUGCUUCAUGAAGAUGCUCAAGGGCCAGCUGAUGGAGACGCGCUAUGCUUGGCCGAAGGAUGCGACGGUCACGGAGGAGAAGGCGGACAUUGGUAGCGGUCAGCCGGCGGGCGAAGAGGUGGAAUACAAUGGGGACGAGCUGGAGGAGCUUUCGCGCAGCACGCUGGAAACGAAUGGCGUGUGCUACAUUAACGAUACGCUCGGGCUGCACCGGGUCGAAAAUCCGAGCCAUACCGAUGUGGCCGUCUCGCUGCACCUGUACUGCCCCCCGUUCGAUGUGUGCUCCAUCUUUAACAAACAAAAUGGCAAGCGCACCAAGUGUAAGGUCACCUUCUGGAGCAAGUUCGGCAAACGGGAAUCCUCUAAUGUGAACUAGGACUUGAUAGCUGGCAGUCGGCAGAUGUAUCGAGACUGACGUUUGCAAGUGAUAGUAAUG